AUGGAAGCCGAUCUUGUGGAAUACUACAAACCAGUCAGAUACAAAAUUGCAAACACAUCUUCCUACGAUGCAGCAGGUGUGGACAGCAGGGUGGAGGCCUUGAAGCUGAUCGCUGCCCCCGAAAGAUACGAUGCGAUUCUUCUCACACGAUUUGACUUGCUUCUUUUCAAGCCCUUGGAUGCGUUUCCAAUUCAACCGAGCAAGAUAAACGUUCCAUUUCGAGAAAUUAGCGAGCUGGCUUUUCGACACGAUUGCAGGGUCAGUGAUUUGAUGAUGAUAUUCCCUCCGAAGUAUUUGGGUUUGUUUACAAAUGGAUCUUGGGCCUUGGGCCAUGCGCUGAUUACGAACAACCCUCUGGUGGACAAAGCCAAAACAGAUUAUUUUGGAUGCCCCCACUGGCAGGAGCACAUAAACUUGAUGUCAUGGGAGUACGCUGAAUCGGGGGACUACCGCUUCACUCCGAUCGGGGUCAUCUCGCGUGACCUCGCGACUGUUGAAGACGGGCCAUACUACUUUGAAGGAAUCCCAUUCGCGAGAUAUCCAGAUCAUUCUGCCAUACCGAAGGCGUAA
Messenger RNA from Prorocentrum cordatum, 570 nucleotides. The record is from the annotation of a GenBank genome assembly. NCBI's taxonomy places the organism in Eukaryota, Dinophyceae, Prorocentrales, Prorocentraceae.